UAGAGCAAUAUGAUAUAAAGACACAGUGUGGAGGAAUGCUCAGAGGACCAUUCAUGUCAUCCUCCAUAUGCAUGUUUGUGUUGCUGUGUUGUAUAAUGAAUGAGCCCGGUAUCAUUGUGUCAUUCUAACCCAUUAGAAAGAGCCAGAGAGAAUAGAAAACCAGAUGAAUAAUUGAAGGUAAAUCAGUUGAGACCUGCGUUCCCUUCCUACUCUCAGUUGGAUGAAGCCAGGAUCUUCAACUGAGCCCUUCAAAAAAAACUGUGGGAAAGAGUGAAGAAGAGGAGCAACAGCCUGGAUUUUGAUUUCUACAAUUUUCUUGAGUUCUUUUUUUAUUUUUUAAUAAAGAGGUGACUGGACUCAGGAUCAUCAUGAUACCAUGGUGGCCCAACUGCUAGGGCUGGCCUUACUUUACCUCACAACCAGUCCAGUUCCAUUUGCAGCAAAUGGCAUGUCAGUGUAUCCUGUCCCAACGUCAGCGGUGGAGAUUAACCCCAACUGGGAGGUGGUGUACCAGGACACCAAUGUUUAUGGGGUGGUGGGCAAAGCUGUGAUCCUGGAGUGUGGUCCCACUGUGCCUGAUAUGUACAUAUGGAGCUUCACUCAGCCCGGCACCGAAGCCAUAAGAGCUGUGGUGUAUAACCUGGGUAAAGGUCCGAGGAUCCAGAAGUUGGCCGAGACCUUGGGACAGAUAACAAUCAUCUCCAACAGUGCGGCUGUGAGCAUUGAGAAGCUGCCUCUAGCUGCUCAUGGCUUGUUCACCUGCCAAGCCUUCUACGACAUAGAGCGAGAGCCCAAAGUCUACUAUUACUACGUGCACCUUACUGUUCGAGUCCCGGUCAGUAAGCCUAACCUCCUGCUAAGUGAUGCAUCUCCUGUGGAGGGAUCCACAAUGUGGAUGCGCUGCAUUCUGGAAAAUGGGACAGAUCCAAUCAAGUACACGUGGCAACAUGAAACCCGCAAUGGCAACAUCACAGUGAUUGCUCAGGGCAGCAGCAGCAUUAUCAACGUGACUGACGUCAACAGGAACCACACGGGCUGGUACCGCUGUGUAGCCACGAAUGCUGUUAAUACCGACAGCUCCAACCGGUUAUGGCUGGACACCAUCUUUGGUCCAGACCUUCCUGAGAUAAACGUGACUCCGUUCAGCAUCACAGAACGAGGAUACUCAGCUCUGGAAAGAGAGACUGUUUCUUUGCUGUGUCAAGCCCAGUCUAAUCCAGCCAGUCAGUACGUUUGGUUCUACAACAACUCCCAGGUCUACACUGGUCCACAGUUCACCAUCACCAAGAUCCUCCGUAUGCACACCGGCGACUACGCCUGCUUAGCCCAGAACACCUACCUCAACACCCGUUCGAAAAAAACCAUCAGCCUGACUGUGUACUACCCUCCUGAUGGAUCCCCCAUUUGCUCUGUGGAACCGGCUCUAAAUCACACCUCUCUCAAACUGAUCUGCUCCUGGCCUGGUGGAUUUCCCUCUCCUGGCCUCCAGUGGAAAGGAGAUCUCAUGCAAGAUCUUUUUGACAUGACACAGCAAACAAAAGCAUCUAAUGGCUCUGCCAUCCUGCUCCCCUCUGGAGGCCUGAUUCCCAACAACAGCUUGUUUACCUGUGUGGGCUCACAUCCUGCCCUGAAACAGCAGACAGAGUGCAGCACACGCACAGUUCUUCCUCCUGCAGAGCCGCUGUGUUUUGCCUACGUGACCAACAGCCAACAGUACCUGAUGUUAUCCUGCUCCUGGGAUGGAGGGGCACCAAAAGCUUUGGUGUGGUGGGAGGGCCCUGGGGGCCAAAGCAAAGGUGGACAAGAAAACUCCAACAUCCUGGUCCUUCGCUACGGCACUGCUCGCAGUGGAAAACCCUACACCUGCUAUGCUCAGCAUCCACUUUUGCUCCAACCCAAGACCUGCAGACUGACUCUGGAGGCCCCCGUGUUGCUGACACAACGCAGAGUCGUCUCCGUCUACGAAGGAACUGAUGUGCAGCUAACCUGCAAUCUGAGAGCUAACUAUCUUCCCGUCAACGAAAUCACCUGGUUCAACAAUCGAGGUGCCGAUAUCCAGGACACGUCAAAGUACAUGCUGCUGCGAACAUCUGCGUGGGCCAAUCUGACCGUGAGAGACACAGAUGAAACUCAAGACAGUGGAGAGUACAGGUGCUCCACUUCAAAUGCUGUUGGAGGAGCAGAAAUCAACGUCACCCUGCUGGUUAAGAGACACCCCAUGCCGCCCAAUGCAACCCUGAUCAAAGCGACAUACAACAACAGACAAAGAAACCAGGUGGAGCUGGAGUGGCAGGUGGAGACUGAGGCAAACGGAGGAUGGACGGGCUUUUCUCUUGAACACCGCUUGGUGUCGGAGCGACCAGGAAAGGGAAGAAAUAUCAACGGCUCCCAAAAGCAGACGGAGGAGAAGGCAGUAGCCACAGACUGGUAUCAAAACAUCAUCCAAGAUCCGAAUGCGAGGAGUCACACAGUACAAGGGCUGACACCGACCUUUACAUACCAGUUUCGCAUCAUGUCUAUUAACUACCAUACCGUCGGAUACCCCUCUGCUGCAAAGACUCCAGCGGAACCCCGCAACAACAUGUACCCUGCUGUGAUUGGAGCAGCUAUAGGCGGGAUGCUCUUUGCAGCCAUUCUGACGGCUCUGCUGCUCGUGUACAUCAUCCGCAACCGCAACAACAACCCCCGACUGCAUGACAUGUUGUUUGGCUCGCAGCACAGCCAAUCCAGGGAGAACAUCAACUUCCCCGAGGAUGAGGUGGUCAGUGGCUUAGAAGGAGGAGGAAGAGAGGAUAGAGGUGGAUCAUCCAGUCCAGGUCCAGCGAUUGCGAUACCCCGAGCAGCCUCACCGCUUACCAUCCCCCCUCCGAGUGCCACUCCAAGCCCCACCCCCACACUCCAAGCCCCUCCCACAGAUGAUAAUGAACCUGUGAACGUCACCAUCACAGUCAAGGCUACAGGCUCGUAGUGAUGCUGAUCACAGCCGAAGGGUCUAACAGCAUUAAACGAAAAUAAAACCCAGCUAAUCGCGUUCACCUUACAGUAAUGUCAGAUGAUUGAACUUUUUUUAAAAUGUUACUUAGCGCAGAGUCAUUUUACAAGAGGAGAGGAUGUUUGUUUCGCCCACAUUGGUCACAUUUUUCCACAAUAGAUCUUUGUUAGGAAGAAUGCAGCACGCAAA
This is a messenger RNA of Oryzias melastigma (Indian medaka), 3181 nucleotides long. RefSeq names its product V-set and immunoglobulin domain-containing protein 10-like 2. The transcript is spliced from 12 exons. Lineage: Eukaryota; Metazoa; Chordata; Actinopteri; Beloniformes; Adrianichthyidae. The record is from RefSeq and is a predicted model, not a curated record. Gene Ontology annotation, biological process: heterophilic cell-cell adhesion. Gene Ontology annotation, molecular function: protein binding. Gene Ontology annotation, cellular component: cell surface. The coding region runs from base 377 to 2968 and encodes 863 amino acids.